Molecule: messenger RNA, 3591 nt
Organism: Penicillium olsonii
Lineage: Eukaryota; Fungi; Ascomycota; Eurotiomycetes; Eurotiales; Aspergillaceae
Source: the annotation of a GenBank genome assembly
AUGCCGUCUCGAUCUGAACGUCCCUUGCCCACCCCUCCGGUCUCGAGUACUGGCACCGCCGCCAUCCCUCUCCGCCCUUCACAACACACUGGAUUGGAGAGCAGCACGCGCCGUCCAGUCCGGCCUCGAGAUGCUCCAAAUAUGGCUCCGAUAAGUGGCAGCGCGCCUAAGAGCUCACAUCAUGCGGGACAUAGACGCUCAAUCAGCAAUCCGUUCGCGGGAUUUGGACGAAAGCGAGACAAGGCCCCUGUCAAGCCGGAGACAUGGGACUCGGACGAUGACGACGAUGAAGAUGAGGUGAACAUCCAGGAACUUCACUCUACGAGUCCGAGGAAGGGUGGUCAUCGUGCGGGUUCUGCCAAUGAUCUUGCUGAGGGAAAAUGCCAGACCUGCGAUGCAACUGUUCGGUGGCCUCGACAUCUGAACACAUUCAGAUGCACCGACUGCUUGAUGGUCACAGAUGUUGGGUCGGACACUCCUGAAUCAAGAGACUUGGACGAUCAUAGCCGGAAACCCCCUCAGGGGUCUCACCGUGAGCCAUCCAAGUUAGCCAACAAAGUCCUUCCUAUCUCUGCCAACCAGACCCGGGGCAUGAUUAGUGGGUGUCUAAAUAUUUAUUUCGAUUCUCUUCUGGACAAUGGAUCUAGGCCAUGGGUGUCGCUGGACGACGACAAAUAUGAGAAACCGCUGCCUGAUCUCCCGCCACUUCAACCUGAUGAGUCUGGCGCCAACCAUUUGCUCCUUCCACCUGGCGGGAACCACAAAAACCGGAGCGCCUCUCAUUCUAGCGGGCGAGACCAAGACUCAUCGUCAAAGGAGAAUUCAACUUGUUCGACGCCACAAGCUAUUCGAUGGGAAGGCGAUGAUCCAACCCUCAGACCUCGUACCAAUUCCGACCUCAAGUCUCCAGCAAACCCCCAAUCUCGCCCCCAAGUGAGCGUGCAAACAGAGAAAGUGUCACCUUCCAUUCGUGCUACUCGACCGUACAUCUUCGAGGGGUUGGAAAACAGCAUCAUAAGUGCCUUCAAGGGCUGCGACUGCCUCAAUGAAUCUUUCACUACCCACCCACCUCCGCGAUCAGCUCGAUCAGCCAGCAGUGGUAACCCACCGAGGAUGAGGAUGGAAUCGAUUACGAUACCCGAGCCGUCAGCGGAUGCACCCGUCUUCGAGCCAGAUGCCAAAACCUUACUUCUAGGCGAUUUGACGGAAAACUCGGCUUGGUGGAUGAACGAAUGGGCAGAAGCCGAAGGUCAGAAUCCUGCAUACGCCAAAGAGAAAAGCAGCCCGCCCAAAUCCCGUAUGGUAUCAUCGCGAAGUCCUCGCAUCAAUUGGGUAGAGGUGAGCCAGUGGUACCACUCGGUCUUGUCUGCGGGGAGCUCCUGGUCAGAGCAAUGGGCAGCCAAAAAGCCUGACCCAACACGCUCAGAAGCGGAUCUGAUACGAGCCAAGAGAUGGGCGGCUAUUGAUCCGUCCUUGAUUGGGAAAAAGGUCACGGAGUCUCGUUCCCACCUACAGAGAACGCUCUUGAAGGCUACUGAGAACCUCCUCAAGCGUCCGCGGCGUGUGUUGAAGCGGCCUGAAGAUACCCGGUUUUUGUUUAUCUUGUUGGCGAAUCCCAUCUUAUCCUCACCUACAUCAUACCCACAGCACACGGCGCCCCCAGUAUCACAUCGAGAUGAGAGGCGCCCGUCACACCCAAAAGAUGUUCCAGGGGCACCUCGAGAUGGCAAAACCGCUAACAAAGAGCCACCGAAAGCACCUAUUCGCCAAGAGAGCCCCAACCACCACUACGGGCUCAUCAAACGAAUCCUAGGACUUAUGUCCAACUUGCCUAAUGACUGUCACCACUACUUUGUGUCCUGGGCUUCACGCUUUUCCGUAAGACAUUUUGAAAAACUGGUGGAAUUGGUCGGCGGGUUCCUUGCGUAUCGCUUGAGUCGCCAGCAUGGACGGAAACGCCCUGAAAAGCCUCAAAGCGGAGAUGAUCUGGUCCCGAGCUUUGCUAGUGCUGCAGGGAAUACACCAGCCGAGCUUCACGCAGCUCUCAACCGAAGAAGCCCGAACAAGAAACCUGUCAAAAAGACAGAAACCCCCAUCAUCUACACAGAGGAUUGGCAGAUAAGAGCGGCGGCCAGAGUGAUGUCGCUUUUCUUCACGGCAAACAUAUCCACUGCGGCGAAGAAGUCCGAUGGGUCUUCCCGCAGUCUUGAAUCGCCCAAGAAUCCAGGGCCUUGCCAAGGCCACAUAAUCCCUAUCAGUACGUUCUAUAGCACUUUGCUUGACUACUCGGACUUAGUGGCGGACUUUGAGAUUUGGGAGUCGAAGAGCUCGAAGUUUUCGUUCUGCCAGUAUCCAUUCCUGCUCAGCAUCUGGUCCAAAAUUCAUAUUAUGGAACAUGACGCUCGUCGCCAAAUGGAAGCCAAGGCACGGGAUGCUUUCUUCGAUAGCGUUCUUGGCCACAGAGCCGUCAGCCAAUACCUCGUGUUGAAGGUGCGACGAGAAUGUCUGGUCGAUGACAGCCUGAAAGGGGUAAGUGCAGUUGUUGGCACCGGACAGGAAGAAAUCAAAAAAGGUCUUCGGAUUGAGUUCUUGGGCGAGGAAGGCAUUGAUGCCGGCGGUCUGCGAAAGGAGUGGUUCCUUUUGCUAGUCCGAGAAGUUUUUGACCCGCAUCAUGGACUGUUCAUCUAUGAUGAUGAUUCGCAGUAUUGUUACUUCAACCCAUAUUGUUUUGAAUCAUCCGAACAAUUCUUCUUGGUUGGAGUUCUUUUGGGCCUUGCCAUUUAUAACUCCACUAUUCUUGAUAUUGACCUUCCGCCAUUCGCGUUCAAAAAGCUACUGGCGUCGGCACCUCACAGUGGUGGUGUUCAAACCACCCCACGCUCGACCUUCAAAUGCACGUUGGAAGACCUUGCUGAAUACCGGCCAGUUCUCGCUAAAGGACUUCGGGGUCUGUUGGAAUUUGAAGGCGACGUCGCCGAAACUUUCUGCUACGAUUUUGUCGCCCAAGUUGAUCGCUAUGGCGAGAUUGUCAAUGUGCCUCUUUGCGCGAAUGGCGAGAACCGGCCAGUGACCAACUCCAACCGCCGCGAAUUUGUUGAUCUCUAUGUUGGCUUCCUCCUCGACACUUCCGUGGCUCGACAAUUCGAACCCUUCAAGCGAGGCUUCUUCACAGUGUGUGGUGGCAAUGCACUGUCUCUCUUCCGACCAGAAGAGAUCGAACUCCUGAUACGUGGCUCAGACGAGCCACUCGAUGUGAACUCCCUCCGAGCCGUGGCCACCUACGACAACUGGUCCCACUCACGACCAGAGACUGUUCCUGUGGUCCGAUGGUUCUGGGAAUUCUUCGAAAAUUCGCUGCCUCAAGCGCAGCGCAAGAUCCUCUCGUUCAUCACGGGCAGUGAUCGAAUCCCAGCAAUGGGUGCUACAAGCCUUAAUAUCCGGCUUGCCUGUCUUGGCGAUGAAACCAGUCGCUACCCAAUCGCACGCACGUGUUUCAACACGCUGGGCUUGUACCGCUAUACCUCCCGUGAGAAAUUCCAACAGUUGCUUUGGGAUGCCGUUGUCAACAGUGAAGGAUUUGGUCUGAAGUGA